CCCGGGAGGGAGGGAGAGAGGCGCCGAGGGGCAGCAGGAACCCGGGAGGCGCCGAGGGGCAGCAGGAACCCGGGAGGGAGGGAGAGAGGCGCCGAGGGGCAGCAGGAACCCGGGAGGGAGGGAGGGAGGCGCCGAGGGGCACCCUGAGCCCCGGGAGGGAGAGAAGGGCAGCCGGAGCCCCAGGAGAGAGGGGCAGCGGAGUGCAUCAGGAGCCCGGGGGGGAGAGAGAGAGGUGCCGAAGGGCAGCCGGAGCCCCGGGAGAGAGGGGCAGCGGAGUGCAUCAGGAGCCCGGGGGGGAGAGAGAGAGAGAGGCGCCGAAGGGCAUCAGGAGCCCCGGAGAGAGGGAGGGGCGCCGAAGGGCAGCCGGAGAGCGAGGCACAGAGGACAGCAGGAACCCAGCGGCCUGCCCAACGAGAAAAGCUGAGCUGGUGCAGAGAGGCGCUGAGAGAAAAAUGUCUGAACUCACUCCAAGAAAGAGGAAACCUAGUUCUUCUAAACAUAAUUGUCAAGGCUAUACUCCCAUCAACUCUGCAACAUCAGGAACACCGACAAGAAAAAGAAUACUUAAUUUUGAUGGUGUUGACUGUUCAUCAAAAAUGUCAUCACCUAAGUUAACAACCUCAUCAAAGUUAUUAUGUUCUCAAAACGAUUGUAAUUAUAAAGAAAAUCAUUUGGACAACUGUGCUUCGCCACACAUGUUGCCUAUUAAUGAACAUCAGUGUGAUUCACAAAAAUCCUCUCAACUGACUUCCAAUGGAAAUGACUGUACACAAGAGUCUGUUGUGCCUCCAAAGUCUUUUUACAGGAAGGAAAAGCAGCUGUAUCUCACCCCUCUUGAAAGAAAAUUGAUCAGUCAGAACAGGCCUUUCAAGUCUGUCACUACAACUCAACAAUCUGAAAUAGAAAGUGAAAAAUCUCAAGCAAAGAAACCAAUGGGAAUAAAAGAAAAGUUGUCAAAUGUUUCUAAAACUCCAUUUGAUUCAAAGGAAUUGCAAAUAACUAAAAACAAAGUUGAAUCUAAUGCCCCUUCAAAACGGACCCAUUGGAAGGAAAGUGUAUGUUGUGGACCUAAGACCAAAACGCUGACUUUUAAUUCGAAAAUAAAUGGUUUGAAGGUACAGCAAAGGCCUAGAAUUCAAAAAGGAGCAGCUUUCUUUUCCACAGGCAGAAAAUCUCAGCCCUGGUUCAAGAAGAAUCUUCCAGACUCUGGCAACAAAUCAUUUUCAUCUGAUCGCAGAAUCCAACAACGUAAAAGCAACACCAAAGAUGUUGUCAAAGAGUCUGAUGAGAAAGAUCUUCCACCAGGUGAUCACAGAAAUGAAUUGAAUGAUAGGAUUAAUGACAACACUUCUGAAAUGAAAACCAAACCAGGAAAGCAAGGAAAUGUUGAAAACCUGCACACCUAAGCCAGUUUAGUCAAUGUUUUGCUUACUAAAGAGUUGAGGGUGGUACUUCAGAGAACUGAAGUGAAACAAUCCAAUUGUCCAAUAUUGGAGAAGUCAUUGCAACAGAAAAAUUCAACAACAGAAAAUGAAAAUACUCGUGGUUUGAAGCAGAAAGAUGAGAGAACUCCACUGGAAGAAAAUACUGAAAAAAAUGAAGGCUUAUUGUCAACUGCUGCUGUCUACCCCAUUUUCAGUACUCGUCCCGGCAGUAAAAGAUAUGAACUGCCGAAAGAAGAAACUGCAGCUGCUAGAUCCAGUAAUUUUGUUCCUCUCCCCAAGAUGCCUUAUCAUACACCUAUACCAAAAAAUAAGAAGAAGGAUUUUGAUAAAGUGCCUUGUGAUCAGCUAAUAAUAGAUGCAGGUCAGAAGCACUUUGGACCUAUCAUGUGCAAGUCCUGUGGGAUGAUUUAUACAGCAGCCAACCCUGAGGAUGAAGUGCAGCAUAUACAAUAUCACCAAAGGUUCCUGGAGGGGCUUCGCUUUGUGGGAUGGAAAAAAGAGCGUGUUGUGGCAGAGUAUCUAGAUGGAAAGAUAAUAAUGAUUCUUCCAGAUGAUCCUAAAUAUGCUCUCAAAAAGGUGGAAGAAGUGAGAGAGUUAGUCGAUAACGGAAUUGGGGCUUUCAACAAGCCACAUUAAGCUCCCAGGCCAAAAGGCAAAACCUACAUGUUUAUCUCUAAUGAAAAGAAGAUAGUUGGCUGCCUUAUCGCAGAACAUAUCAAACAGGCCUUUCGGGUGCUUUCUGAACCUGCUGAUCAGAAGAUUACUGAGAACCAAGUAGUAUUUGAAUAUCGUCGUGCCUGGCAAUGUGCUACAAAGCCAGAAGAAGCUAUCUGUGGUGUGAGCAGAAUCUGGGUAUUUUGCAUGAUGAGAAGAAAGAAAAUUGCUAGCAGAAUGUUAGAUGCUGUACGAAAUACUUUCAUAUAUGGAACAUACCUGAGUAAGAAUGAAAUUGCCUUCUCUGACCCAACACCAUCUGGCAAGCUAUUUGCAACUAUGUAUAGUAAAACACCAAACUUUCUUGUUUAUAACUUGUUAACUUGAAAAGGAAAUUAGUUUAUUCUGGUAAUCAUUUACCUUUUGAAGUAUUUGGCUUUAACUUUUAGAUUUUAUGACAAAGCUAACAUUAAAAUCUCUUAACUUUAUUUGUAGAUGAAUCUCAAUGUUCAGUAUUUAGAAAUGUCUUUCUUUAUAAUACAGUGCAUUUAGCCAGUUUGAUCCAAGAAACAUUGCAGUGCUAACAGUUAUAAAAUAAUAUCCAUCUGGAUUUGUGGACAUUUUAAUUGAUAAAUAAAAGUAUGAACAUGUGUAGGUGUCAAGUUUCUGAAUUUGAACUAAGAAUUACAGUUUAAGUAUAUUUCAUGUUAUGAAACAUAACCUCUGCAAUAAUAACCUGUCAUUGAAUUUGAAUGACCAAAUUGUUUGUUUUUUGAUCUUCAGAUAUUUAAUCCAAUACAUCUAAAUAUGCAAUGUCUAAUUUAACAUUAGUCCUAGUAUAGUCUUGUGUCUUUUUUCCCCCUGUUAUUUUGAUCAAUCCAAAUAAUUCUUUGUAAAUGGCUUUAAUAUUUCUAUAAAAACAUGCUUAUGGAAAAUGGCAGUAAACAAUUAAGGGAUAAGUUUUGUUCUGUUCCAAGAAGUGUUCCAUUGCAAAUUUUUCUGCAAGUCUGAAAUAUUUCCUAAACUUGGAACACCAGUACACAACCAGCCAGUAAUUGCCUUUGUGAAAUUUACUGAACUGACAUGAAAUUGUAUUAUUAAUAUUUCCAAUGAAGUACAAAGUUAGAGCAUUAAUUAACCAAAUUAUGACAUUGUAAACACCAUUAGUGGGAACAGGAGUAGACCAUUUCAGUCCCUUGAGCCUGCUCUGCAGUCGCACAAUCCAGGGUGAGCUAGCUAAUUGGAUACAAAAUUUGCAUGACAGUACUUCAAUAUUUAGUCUGUAAACAACAAUCAAACAAUAUAACUGAGUUUUGCAUCACCAUGUGAUGUUCAGCUUUAAGGUCUGUUACUAGAGAGUGGAAAGAUUAGCUGCUCUGUAGCAUGAUUUUCUUUAAAUGAUCAGUCUGUAGUUUGAGAACCAGUUUUUAAUUUAAGAAAAAACUACAUGAGUAACAACAGCUCCUUAUGUAAAUAAGUCACUUUA
Molecule: messenger RNA, 3585 nt
Organism: Pristis pectinata (smalltooth sawfish)
Lineage: Eukaryota; Metazoa; Chordata; Chondrichthyes; Rhinopristiformes; Pristidae
Gene: esco2
Product: establishment of sister chromatid cohesion N-acetyltransferase 2
Biological process (GO): mitotic sister chromatid cohesion
Cellular component (GO): chromatin; nucleus
Molecular function (GO): protein-lysine-acetyltransferase activity
Source: RefSeq, a predicted model, not a curated record